AUGCCCUCUAACUGCCCCCAGAUGCAGCCCCCGCGCUGCCCCGCCGGCGACCCCUGCAAGUGCCCCUGCCUGAACCCAGAGGCCGUGACGUACGUGCAGCCGCUGCCGCCGCCGUCGUGCGCGCCCAAGCAGGUGUACCGGCACCCCAAGAUAGCCGUGGAGGGCUCCACCGUGUACAAGCAUUCGUACCCCGGGUUCCCGCCAGAGGUGGCCCUGCUGGCCAAGCCGGACCUGUGCCGCCCGGACCAGGGCCCCAUCAAGGUGCCGGGGGUCAUCGACGGGCACACCACCACCACGCUGAGCUACCAGUACCCGCACGGGACGCGGCCCCAGCCAUGCCGCCCGUUCGGCAGCAACCUGAUGGGCCGCGGGCCGAUGCAGGACGCCACCACGCAGAAGGUGGACUACUGCGCCAAGCCCUACUGCAGGCGGGAGCCCUUCAGCGACCCCAGGAUGCCCUUCCCCGACACCCCGAUGGAGGGCUGGACCACGACGCAGAUGUCGUACGCGCACCCGCAGGGCGCCACGGCCGCGCAGUCCAUGAAGCCGGUGGCGCGCGUGCACAAGGUGCCGUGCCCCGUGGACGGCCUCACCACGCAGAAGAUGAGCUACGUGCCGCCUGCCGUGCUGCCUAGGUAA
This is a messenger RNA of Thrips palmi, 639 nucleotides long. RefSeq names its product stabilizer of axonemal microtubules 1-like. Lineage: Eukaryota; Metazoa; Arthropoda; Insecta; Thysanoptera; Thripidae. Gene Ontology annotation, molecular function: microtubule binding. The coding region runs from base 1 to 639 and encodes 212 amino acids. The record is from RefSeq and is a predicted model, not a curated record. The transcript has 6 exons.